Molecule: messenger RNA, 1074 nt
Organism: Cladophialophora bantiana CBS 173.52
Lineage: Eukaryota; Fungi; Ascomycota; Eurotiomycetes; Chaetothyriales; Herpotrichiellaceae
Exons: 5
Coding region: 1-1074 (357 amino acids)
Source: RefSeq, a predicted model, not a curated record
AUGUCCGAGACCGCGCAACUCUCGACGCAGCAAACACUGUCCCGGUUCCUGCAAGGAUGCCGGGAAACGAACAAGACGCAUCUCAUUGUGGAUGUCAGUCAAAACGGCGGCGGCACGAUUGCGGUAGCAUACGGUAUCUUCAAGCAACUGUUCCCGACUCUUGAGCCAUAUCUGGGGGCCCAAUCACGGGCACAUGAACAGUACUGGCGGGUCGACAUUCUCGGGAGUUACUUUACUCGCAUAGCCCGACAGGUCGAAAAGCAGCAACCUGGGAAUGUCACCGCCCCUAACGACGUCGGAGGAUACCAAAGCUUUGAUGUCUCAGUCCUCUACAACGAUAGCGGGGUGCGCGGUGACAAUUUCACAAACCAAUACCAACUCGACCUUUCAAAUGCAGACUAUGAUGAAGCCACAGGCGGCAUCGUUGUCACUGGCUACGCCAACAAUUCAAAUGUUGCGCCUCAGCCUUUCCUUCCCGAGAACAUUAUGGCUUUCAGUGAUUGGUUCUGUGGAUCGGCCUGCACAAUCUUCAUUCAUCUGCUGAAGUAUCAGGGCAAGACUAUCGGAGGCGUCAAAGACUGCUUCACCGGAAGAAACCAAAAAGCUAACCUGACAGCACUGAAAGACCUGGCAGACUACGGCAAUACGCUGCUGCUCCGGGACACUCAGGGACUUGUUCAGGUCAACUUUCAGAAUGCCAUUGCUCAGUACGAUCAGUCCCAGACACCGCUCCAAUUUGUCUACGAGGCCACGGACUGCAGACUGUGGUAUCAGGUGGCUCACGCGCGGAAUAUUUCAGCCCUGUGGCAGACGGUGGCAGACCAAGCAUUCGGCCUGAACGGUCAAGAGAGAUUCUCAUUGUGCGUUCCCGAGAGCACGAAUCAUCCCAGCAGCCUGAGUGGCAACCAGACAUUGUACCAAGGGGGACAGAUUGCCAAUGUCACUGGGCAUAACCCCGGAGACGAGGACGUCCCGAGCAACUCGCAGCGGAAUGGUUCUGCGUCGAUGAUGUCGGCCGCUAAUCUGUCGAGCAUGGUCUUGGGGAUGCUUUUGGCGGUCAUGUCCCUGUUGUGA